GCCCCAGCCCUUCCUUCGCCGCCCCGCUUCCCAGCCCCGACCGGGUCCCGGCUUUGCCUGCGGCUCGCUCCUCGGCCUCACUUAGAUUUGCCUGGCCGCAGGGUGUAUGUCUCAGGGUCAUUUCCAUUCUUCCAGCUCACUUGCACUGGGAAUUGUAGGUGACUGGUUUUACUGACUGGUCGUUUCUGUCGAACCCGGGGAACUGAGCAAGACAUUCUCUGAUCUUUAGUUUCCCCAUCUGUACAUUGGGGUUAAUGAUAACUAUCCUAAAAAAUAAUUUUUUUAAGUUUAAUUUUGAGGAUCGAACGAAGGUACUUUGCAAACUGUAAAUUAAAGUGGCAUACGAAUGUGAAGUGUUGUCAAAACUUCCUCUCACGUGUAUAGCUCUCCAAGGUCGGGGUGGAGAGGAGGGGCGUAUCUUCAAAAUUCCCACGUCAGUGGCAACUCCGUGUCUUUGCCGUUAUCUUUUAAGUUCAGGUAUGAACACUUAAUUGGAGAUUUUUCUGGAAGAUCAGUGGGUUCGUCGUUGCUUUCUUCAUCAGUGUUUAUGCACGGGAGAUACCUUUUCGAUACAUUCUGAGCCACUGUUUCUUAACUUGGGUUGGCGGGAGGCAAGGACUCCUUUGAAAAUCUGAUGGAAACAUGAUCCCACCCUUCCCCUACCCCCUAUUGCAUAUAUACAGAUCCUUUGGAGAGAUUCGUGGAUUACUGACUCCCAAGUGUAGAGCAUAACACUGACCUGAAAUCCUGUAGUAGUGACUACUUCCAAAAACUAACCAUCAUUUGGAUGUGAUUCCUAAAGUCUUAAACUUGACUUUGGAUGAUGAUGAUUCAUCCAUAAGUGAUCCAUCUGCAGUUCUGGGGUGUGUUCCAAGCUAGCAUACUUUUAAGGCUGAAAGAUGGAGGAGAGGGGUGGUUGCAAGAAAAAAUCUUGAAGUGUUUUUUAUCUUAACGCAACAUUAAUGUAUGAUUUUAGGGUUACCGUUAGUAUCUUUUUUCUUAUUUGUACUCAUGAAAAAGAGAUGAGCAUUGCUAUUUCUGUUUUAUAAUUAAAGAAACUAAGACAGUACAUUUAAAUCACUUGACACUUCAAUUAGAAGUAAAUCUUGGGCUAGAACAGAGUUUCACAUUUCCUCGCCCAUGCCUUUCUAGCAUGUUGAUCUUGAUUAUUGAGGUUGGUUUUAUGUUAAAUUUGAUUACACUUCCCAAAAUUGGCAUAGCAUUAUUUAUAUCACCAAAUGUUUAUUAGGUUUGUGAAUUUACAAAGGGUUGAUUAGAAGCAGCCCUUUCCCUCCAGAAGGUUAUAUAUCAGUGGGAAGACAAGUUAGCCCUGUAAGUAAGAAAAGAGCAUUUAAGUUGUAUGUGUAUAUAAAUGAGAAAGGAUGCACAAAUAUCAUAUCAGUGUAUGAGUUCUGAAAAUGAAGGAAUGGAUUGCACUGGAUAAAUGCACAGUAGAAGGUUUAAUCAGGAUAUCCCCCUAAAAGGCCUGGCAGAAUCAUUUUAAAGGAGAGGGAGAGUGAUUUAGGUGGGGAUGCUCCUGGGCUGGAGAGCAGUAUCAGUAAAGAAUUUGAGUGUUAUAAAAGGGAGUGAAUAUUGGGAGCUGCAGAUAAAUUGUCAUGGAUAAAGGAAAAUACAUGACGUGUAAAAGUUGUAGGAGACACAGUUCCAAAAUAGGGCAGGUAAGGGAAGUGAAUUCUAAGCCCUCAGGCAUGACUUAUUCUAUCUAGAAAGCAUAAAUAGAAAUCACUCUAGAGAAAUCUAAAUUUAUACAAGUAGAGGUAAGUUUAAUAUUUCCAUUUUACAAGAAACUAUGGUCAACUCUAAGUAACUACUCUCUCCAGUUCUCCAUUUCUCCAGUAUUCUCACCCUACUACAGUGUUUAUCAUGACUAGUAGCAGUUUGUCAUGAUGUCCUUCAACAGAAAUCUUUGAGAUGUACCCCUAGCUCAUAUUUUUACCUGGAAUUGACAUCAUGCAAAUUAAGAUGACUCAUUGGUUGUGUGGAAGGAAGUUGAUUUGACCCGACUGUCAGAGAAGGAACGUCGUGAUGCCUUGAAUGAGAUUGUUAUUCUGGCGUUGCUGCAGCAUGACAAUAUUAUUGCCUACUACAAUCACUUCAUGGACAAUACCACUCUGCUGAUUGAGCUGGAAUAUUGUAAUGGAGGGAACCUGUAUGACAAAAUCCUUCGUCAAAAGGACAAGUUGUUUGAGGAAGAGAUGGUGUUGUGGUACCUAUUUCAGAUUGUUUCAGCAGUGAGCUGUAUCCAUAAAGCUGGAAUCCUUCAUAGAGAUAUAAAGACAUUAAACAUUUUUCUGACUAAGGCAAACCUAAUAAAACUUGGAGAUUAUGGCCUAGCCAAGAAACUUAAUUCUGAGUAUUCCAUGGCUGAGACGCUUGUGGGAACUCCGUAUUACAUGUCUCCAGAGCUCUGCCAAGGAGUAAAAUACAAUUUCAAGUCUGAUAUCUGGGCAGUAGGCUGUGUCAUUUUUGAACUGCUUACAUUAAAGAGAACAUUUGAUGCUACAAAUCCACUCAACUUGUGUGUGAAGAUUGUACAAGGAAUCCGGGCCAUGGAAGUUGAUUCUAGCCAGUACUCUUUGGAACUGAUUCAGAUGGUGCAUGCGUGCCUUGACCAGGAUCCUGAGCAGAGACCCACAGCAGAUGAACUUCUGGAUCGCCCUCUUCUCAGGAAACGCAGGAGAGAGAUGGAGGAAAAAGUCACACUGCUUAAUGCACCUACAAAAAGACCAAGGUCAAGCACUGUGACUGAAGCACCCAUUGCUGUGGUAACGUCACGAACCAGUGAAGUCUAUGUUUGGGGUGGUGGAAAAUCCACUCCCCAGAAACUGGAUGUCAUCAAGAGUGGCUGUAGUGCCCGGCAGGUGUGUGCAGGGAAUACCCACUUUGCUGUGGUCACAGUGGAGAAGGAACUAUACACCUGGGUGAAUAUGCAAGGGGGUACUAAACUCCAUGGUCAGCUGGGCCAUGGAGACAAAGCCUCCUACCGACAGCCAAAGCAUGUGGAAAAGUUGCAAGGCAAAGCUAUCCGUCAGGUGUCUUGUGGUGAUGAUUUCACUGUCUGUGUGACAGAUGAAGGUCAGCUCUACGCCUUUGGAUCUGAUUAUUAUGGUUGCAUGGGGGUAGACAAGGUUGCUGGGCCCGAAGUGCUAGAACCCAUGCAGCUGAACUUCUUCCUGAACAAUCCAGUGGAGCAGGUCUCCUGUGGAGAUAAUCAUGUGGUGGUUUUGACACGAAACAAAGAAGUCUAUUCUUGGGGCUGUGGCGAAUAUGGACGACUGGGUUUGGAUUCAGAAGAGGAUUAUUAUACACCACAAAAGGUGGAUGUUCCCAAGGCCUUGAUUAUUGUUGCAGUUCAGUGUGGCUGUGAUGGGACAUUUCUGCUGACCCAGUCAGGCAAAGUGCUGGCCUGUGGACUCAAUGAGUUCAACAAGCUGGGUCUGAAUCAGUGCAUGUCUGGAAUCAUCAACCAUGAAGCGUACCAUGAAGUUCCCUACACAACCUCCUUUACCUUGGCCAAACAGCUGUCCUUUUAUAAGAUCCGUACAAUUGCCCCUGGCAAGACUCACACAGCUGCUAUUGAUGAGCGAGGCCGGCUGCUGACCUUUGGCUGCAACAAGUGUGGACAGCUGGGUGUUGGGAAUUACAAGAAGCGUCUGGGAAUCAACCUGUUGGGAGGACCCCUGGGUGGGAAGCAAGUGAUCAGGGUCUCCUGCGGUGACGAGUUUACUAUUGCUGCCACUGAUGAUAAUCACAUUUUUGCCUGGGGCAAUGGUGGUAAUGGUCGCCUGGCAAUGACCCCCACGGAAAGACCACAUGGCUCUGAUAUCUGCACCUCAUGGCCUCGGCCUAUUUUUGGAUCUCUGCAUCACGUCCCAGACCUUUCUUGCCGUGGCUGGCACACCAUUCUCAUCGUUGAGAAAGUAUUGAAUUCUAAGACCAUCCGGUCCAACAGCAGCGGCUUAUCGAUCAGAACUGUAGUUCAGAGCUCUAGCCCAGGAGGCGGCGGCGGUGGGGGAGAAGAGGAGGACAGUCAGCAGGAAUCUGAAACUCCUGAUCCGAGUGGAGGCUUCCGAGGAACAAUGGAAGCAGACCGAGGAAUGGAAGGUUUAGUCAGUCCCACGGAGGCCAUGGGGAUCAGUAGUGGGGCCAGCAGCUCCUGCCCUGGCUGGCUUCGAAAGGAGCUGGAAAAUGCAGAAUUCAUCCCCAUGCCUGACAGCCCAUCUCCCCUAAGUGCAGCUUUUUCAGAAUCUGAGAAAGAUACCCUGCCCUAUGAAGAGCUACAAGGACUCAAAGUGGCCUCUGAAGCUCCUUCAGAACACAAGCCCCCAGCAGGAGCCUGGCCACCUCAGCUGAAUCCUGCAGCGACAUGCGCUGGGAAGACAGCACCAUUACCUCCUACCUGUGCCUGCAGCACUCUGCAGGGGGAGGUUGAGAGAUUGCAGGGGCUGGUGUUAAAGUGUCUGGCUGAGCAACAGAAGCUACAGCAAGAAAACCUCCAGAUUUUCACCCAACUACAGAAGCUGAACAAGAAAUUAGAAGGAGGGCAGCAGGUGGGGAUGCAUUCCAAAGGAACUCAGACCGCAAAGGAAGAGAUGGAAAUGGAUCCAAAGCCUGACUUAGAUUCAGAUUCCUGGUGCCUUCUGGGAACAGACUCCUGUCGACCCAGCCUCUAGUCUCCUGAGCCUGUAUGGCCUCCAGGAAACUGGGAUCCAAAGAACUUCACAGCACACUCACUGAAUGCAGAGCGCGCUUUCCUGGCUUUGUUCACUUGCAGACAAGGAGUGCAAGGCGGAGGCUCUGAAGCACUUUCCGCGUACACUUGGAGAGUGGCAUUGCCGAUUAGAUAGGAUCUAGGAGUGGUUUUGUUUUGGAGAAUGGAGGGGCCCCAUGGCCCUGGCUUUGUCCUCAGUGGCUGCCAUAGCAACAGCAGCUCUGUACCUCAUCUGGUGAUCCCACCUUCGAAGAGGAGACACAAUGCUCACCUUAAUUUUGCUGGUAGCAGCUUAUAUCCCAUUUAUCAUUUCACCAGUACUUGGAAGCUGCCUUGGGAGUUCAGCACCAGGCAUUGCACCUCUGGGUGGAGGAGGGAAAAGUGUGAAACUCGAGUGGGCUGGAACCAAGUGGGGCCCACGCAGGCUCAUCUGGAGGGUGGUGAAGUGGUCAAGCCCUCUCCGGAGCCCUGAGUCUGGGAAAAAACGUUUGCUGGAGUCAAUCUCGGGCUUGUUUUCAGAAAGUUCAGUUACUUAGCGCAGCUAAAUGCUUUAGGAGGAAAAGUGGGCUUAGACUGCUUUUCCUCUGAGGGUCGAUUAAAAUGUCUUCAGUGACGAAGAGAGAAAGAACGUUAGGGUCCUUCCUCGUCACACAGCUGGGGUUGCCAUCUGUGGCCGAUGCAGGUAGGAUUCCCUGAUUCUGGAAGGUACCUCUAAAAGGUGAGGUGUCUCUUAGAAAAUUGAGUCAGUGGGGCAACAGGAAUGGCCUUAAGAGAAAACCAUGAGGGAGAGAGGUCCUCCGUUAGCUGCCUCUACUUGGUAUCUUUAGGAAGGUCUAGAGUGCCUCUGCCUUCGUGGCUCUUCAGGUCUUACCCACUCCCUUUCUGUAUAUCUAGUCAGUAUUAGUCUCUUUUUGGUGUUUUAUGAAGCCGUAUCAGUGAAUCUGUAUCAUCUUUCCUAUUUGAGUGGCCCAAAGCCAGCACCAAAACCUGGUAGUCCCUGAAGCCUAACAGAACAGGCGGAAGCUGCCAAGUGAAAGGAAUUUGGCUGAGAGCUCCGUUCCAAUCCCGUAGUCAUUCUGUCCUUAUAGUCAAGGAGCAAGCUAGCUUUCCCAAAGAGAGAGUGUCCUCAAAGCUCUUGAUGGUUUUCACUGAAGGAUGUGAGUUUUGUGUUUUCACCUAGGCUUACAGAAUGUUCCUUUAGUAUUUGUGGGUCAUAGGACUUGCCUUGAUGAGCCUCCCAUCCUCCCUCCUUAGAAUCCGCUAAAUUAAUUUUUGUUUCAUUUUCCCCAAACCAAAAAAUGAAUGUUUGAUAUCUCUUCAGUAUUUUGGAAGGACCUGUGCAAUGGAAAUUUUGCCGUUUCCCUAAAACUGAUGGGAUAAAGGCUGAUGCUUGGGGAAAACCCCAUGGCUGGGGAUGGGCAACUCUGUUCAAUGGGAUCUUCUUUGGUUUGAUGUUCCCAUUGUUUUCUCAGUUCUGGGAAGCCUAGUACAAUGGUACUAACGUAAUCACUAAAGCCUUUUCUUAAAAUAAGGGAAGGGGCCAACCCCAGAUUAAAGUUACAAGUUCUGGGGACUUUGGGGUUUGCUGUAAAUCCCAACAGUGGGUUUUGGUUCAUCAUGUAAAUGCACCUUUGAUUUUUUUUUAAGGACUGACUGGCUUUUCACGUUCCUGUAUCCCUCAUACUCACCAUCUCAGCAGGCCUGAGAGGCAGGCUCAGUUUGGGUGUUAAUCCUGAGUAUUGCUUCUGCUGUGAAAUUGAGGAACAGGGGCCCGUUGCUGAGACGGGAAUGGAAGGGAGCACGGAAGGGAGGGAAGAGCCCUGCUCCUGUUCCCAGGGAGCCGUUCUCUAGCCGGGGAACACUGCUCAUUUUCUCCAGCAUGUUCCCUCAGAAAGUCUCGUUUGCUGUUGAUCUGGCUGAGAAUCUAAGUUCUGUGCCUUAGAGACAAUUUGCACUUUCCCCAAUUGUGCCUGGGACAGCCACAUGACUUCUCCCACCAAACAGCUAUGCAAACAGAAACCAGUUCAAAGGUGGCGGUCGUGCAUUAGAUAAAAACGGAAAGGUUAGGCAGCAGAGAUGCCUUUGAAUGGUUUUCUGUAGCUAAUUCUCUUGAAGUUUGUCCUGCUUUGCUUCUUUCUGCAGCGCGAGGUGUUUUCAGUUUCCCAGUAGUAUUGCUUUUGAGUUAUCGUAUAACCUGAGUUACUCCUCCGCUCUGACAUUGUUGCUGAAGAACUAGCUCGUUGUUAGCCAGAUGUUUGAAAGGUUGAGGGUGGAGUGGUUUGGCAUUUCUGUUUUAAAUAAACAUUUAAACUGUCAAUCCGUGCUAUGCCUGCACAUGGACCUUAGUCACUGGGGAUGAAACACCCAGAUACUAGGCUUUCGUGAAUCUUUGAUUCAGUGAGUCUUUCUCUAAAUAAAUAAAAGACCUUGUAACUGAAACAACACAAGGCACAUUUGCACACAUAAUCUUUGCUUCCUUUCCAGUUUCUUUUUCUUGCUAACAGAAUCAUCUCUGCUGCUACAACUUUUUUCCCCCAAACUUGUCAAAUACAGUGCUUAAGAUGCAGAGGGAGGGGGAAAAAUGAACCACUGGAAGAGGAAGGAGCACUUCUUGUACUAACCUCCUCAGUCACAGUGGGCUUUUUCAAGUGAUUAUGUGUGUCUAUGUUUACAAAACCGUUUUCCCUCUAAGAGGGUGAACACUCUUUGGUCUCCCUGGCAUAGCACAGCCAAGUUACCCCUUCUCUUGGCUGAUAAUUUCACUGAAGUUUAAAGUUAAAAGCAGCCUUAAACUCACAUUUCAUUUGACUUGCUAUAUAUUUGGAAACAUUCAUAACAGAAAGAACAGCUCUGGAGCAAGGAUGUAUUAUAAAUAAAUUCUUUCAAAUGAGUAUCCCUGGGCCUCCAAAGAAGUAUUACUCAUUAAAGUCCUGCAGACUGGGCUGUAGUCAGGACCACAAAACAUGUUCCUUCCUGCCACAAAGCCAAAAAUCAUUUAUUACUUCAAUGAUUAACUAUGGAAAUAAACAUGCUGAUCACCAAACCUCACAGAAUCAGGAACAUGAGAGAGAAAAACACUAUAUCACAUCUCUGCUUCCUCCUUUGUAGUUGUGAAGAAUGAUAAAUUAAUGACCAAAAGCAAAUGUUGGCCAAAAUGUACCAUGCGGCCUUAAAUACACUGCUGUUAAAAAGUACUAUUUCAGCACGUCUGCAUAUACUUUCAUAUGACAUGAGUUUCACCAUGAGAUAUUUUCCCCAUUGCUUAACCUUUUAAACUUUAAAAAUUUAUAACGUUUGCUUGUGCUGAAGCUUCUUGGAUAAAGACGCAUCACCCACGGACAGGACCAAGCAGCCUUACCCACUGUCCUCCUCCACUGUCCAGGAAAGGACUUAGAGAGAAAAAGGGUUCUGACCUCUUCCCAAAGAGCAGAUCCAGCUAAAUUUAAAAGACUUCCUAGUCGCCCUGACCUAAUCAAGGCCUAUGCGUGUUGAGAUUGGAGGGAACAAACACUGAGGCACUACUGCGUCA
Molecule: messenger RNA, 8261 nt
Organism: Mustela erminea (ermine)
Lineage: Eukaryota; Metazoa; Chordata; Mammalia; Carnivora; Mustelidae
Gene: NEK9
Product: NIMA related kinase 9
Exons: 22
Coding region: 2118-4694 (858 amino acids)
Biological process (GO): protein phosphorylation
Cellular component (GO): centrosome
Molecular function (GO): ATP binding; protein kinase binding; protein kinase activity
Source: RefSeq, a predicted model, not a curated record